Dreissena polymorpha is the source of this 2828-nucleotide messenger RNA. RefSeq names its product RAD52 motif-containing protein 1-like. NCBI's taxonomy places the organism in Eukaryota, Metazoa, Mollusca, Bivalvia, Myida, Dreissenidae. Gene Ontology annotation, cellular component: nucleolus. The transcript has 8 exons. Gene Ontology annotation, molecular function: RNA binding. The record is from RefSeq and is a predicted model, not a curated record. Bases 232 to 1161 code for a protein of 309 amino acids.
ACGACAUUUAAUUGCCAAAAAUCGAUUCCAACAUGUAGCGAGAAAUGUUUUCUGUCAGAUUUGACAAGUAUAUCACGCAGGUUUGUUUAUAAACAAAAUCCAGAGGGCGCUAAUGAAAUACCACAACUCAACCCGACCCGCGAGUUAACCGAGUUUGAGUAUACUACAUAUUACUAUUUUUAGUCCAAGGAAUUAAACGUGCUGAAACUUAUUUAUGUUAAGUGAAAAUCUAUGGAUCCAUCUAAGGUGGAGAUAAUUGAUUUCUAUCGUCCAGAUGGCAGCAGAAAGAACUUGUUCAUCACAAAUAUCCCUGGAUGUCUAACCGAGGAUGAAAUUGUUUACCAGCUGUAUGGAAUCUUUGAGCCCUUUGGAUUGCUGUAUGGCGUCCAGGUGUUCCCUUGCUCACGGAGAUUUCCACAGGCUACAGAGUCUGAGAAUGGAGGAGCCAUGUCUGGUUCUAAGGAACAAGAGCCUGGAUAUUAUGCAUUUGUGACGUUCUACUCCACCAUGCAUGCAUCCAGAGUGAAGGAGUCAAUGAAUAGCGUUAUCAUGCUGGCUGGCUCUGAGUGCAAGAUUGCCUAUGCCAAGAGUAGGAAGCAGUUACAGGAGAGACACCCCUUGUAUGUCUCCAAGUGUUACGAUCUCAUCAACUACUUCCUGGGAUUUAACAGCUGGUCCACUACCAUCAAAACAAUGUUUGAGGAUACCGACAGUGUCCAGGCAACACCUAACACUACAUAUGUGAAGUAUGUGUGCCUGGUAGAAUUGAGGGUGCUGGAUAUUAUUAUUGAGGGGGUUGGUGUUAGCCAGGAAGCGCUGGCCAAAUCUUCAGACCCCAUGUUGAAGAUUCAGGCAGUUGGCAAGUGCAAGAAGCUCUGCUACAUGCGAGCAAUAGAGAACGCCUUCUCUCGCGUGUUACUGGUUGUCCUGGGAAACGGGAAAGUGCACGUGGAAAUCGACACUACCAAGCCUGAGCUGCGGACUGAUGUGGUCUCCGAUGAACAGCUUGUAAAAGUGAACGAGCUGUCAGAUCAACCUGAAUCUGAACAAGACUUGCAAGAGACACACAACCCUCAUAUGGCAGAUGGGAGCAUGUUGUCAGCAAGUGGGGUGGACAAUCUGAACCUGCAGAUUUUACAGGAACUGGAGGAGGACAUGUGAACAAUUGAGAAAUCCAUCACAUGUGAACACACACAAUCUCAAGGGUGUGAUCAUUCACCAUCAUGAAGACGUGAACAUGUAAUGAUCUUAUAUCAUAAAGUAAAACAUAUGUGAACAAUUGAGAAAUCCAUCACAUGUGAACACACACAAUCUGAAGGGUUUGAUCAUUCACCAUCAUGAAGACAUGUGAACAUUUAAUGAUCUUAUAUCAUGACGACAUGUGAAUAUGUAAUGAUCUUAUAUCGUGAACACAUGUGAACACUUAAGAAAUCGGUCAAAUGUGAACACACACAAUCUGAAGGAUGUGAUCAUUCACCAUCAUGAAGACAUGUGAACAGUGAAUGAUCCAAUCUCAUGAACACAUGUGGACAGUAAAUGAUCCAAUAUCAUAAAGACAUGUCAACAGUAAAUGAUCUAAUAUCAUGAACACAUGUGGACAGUAAAUGAUCCAAUAUCAUGAACACAUGUGGAAAGUAAAUGAUCAUAAAUCAUGAAGACAUGUGGACAGUCAAUGAUCCAAUAUCAUGAAGAUAUGUGGAAUGUAAAUGAUCCAAUAUCAUGAACACAUGUGAACAGUAAAUGAUCCAAUGUCAUGAACAUAUGUGGACAGUAAAUGAUCCAAAAUUAUGAAGACAUGUGGACAGUAAAUGAUCCAAUAUCAUUAAGACAUGUGGAAGGUAAAUGAUCCAAUAUCAUGAACACAUGUGGACAGUUAAUGAUUCAAUAUCAUGAACACAUGUGGACAGUAAAUGAUUCAAAAUCAUGAAAACAUGUGGACAGUAAAUGACCCAAUAUCAUGAAGAACCUAGAACAUGUAAUGAUCUCAUGUCAUGAGGACAUGUGGAUAUUAAAUGAUGUAAUAUUAUGAGGACAUGUGAACAUUUAAUGAUUGAUUAUCAUGACAACAUGUAAACCUUUAAUGAUCAAAUAUCAUGAAAACAUUAGAACAUUUAAGGAUCAAAUAUCAUAAAGACAUGGGAACACUGAAUGAUUAAAUAUCAUGGGGACAUUUGAUCACUUAAUGAUCUAAGUUUAUGAGAACAUCUGAACAUAAAAAUAUCUAAUAUCAUGAGUACAUGUGAACAGUUAAGAAUUGUGAAACAGGGACGUAAAUCAGAGGGAUAUUGGAACAUUAAAUGAUUUAAGACUAUAAAGUCAUGUGAACAUUGAAGAUCAUGAACACAUGUGAACAUUGAAGAUCAUGAGGAUAUGUCAACAUUGAAGAUCAUGAAGACAUGUGAACAUUGAAGAUCAUGAGGACCUGUGAACAUUGAAGAUCAUGAAAACAUCUGAACAUUGAAGAUCAUGAGGACACGUGGACAUUGAAGAUCUUAAGGACAUGUGAACAUUAAAGAUAUUGAGGACAAGUGAGCAUUGAAGAUCAUGCAGACAUGUGAACAUUACAUUUUUAUGAGGACAUAUGAAGAUUAAGAUAAUGAGAACAUGUAAACAUUAAAAAAACUUAUAAUCUAACGUACACUGGCAUAAACAUCUGUAAGGAGUUUUGCCCCAAGUACUACAUGUGAACACAAUUAUUACAGGCAUCAAGGAUUACAUUUUGAAUAUGCUGUAGUAGAUUUUAAAUAACAUUUAAUUCAAGUUGUUGUUAUGUAUAGAAUUAAUUUAAUUGUGUCUGCAAUAAAGAUGCUAAUAAAAGCUUUUUCAUG